Messenger RNA from Paramecium octaurelia, 587 nucleotides. Lineage: Eukaryota; Ciliophora; Oligohymenophorea; Peniculida; Parameciidae. The record is from the annotation of a GenBank genome assembly.
AUGAUGAUGGCAAAUUAAGAGUAAUGAUGUGACUUAUAAUUACAUUUAGAUUUAUCAGAUAAGGCACAGAUUUAAUUCUUUUGUGGUAAAUGUUAAGUGGAGAAAUUAAAUAAUAUUAAGGUGACUACUAUAAAGUAAUCCAAAGAGAGAAUUUAAUAAAUAAAUUUAUAAUAAAAAGACAUCAAAACUAGCAAGAAUUAAGUUAGACUCAAUUUUAUAAAAAUAUUUUAGAUCAAAUUAUGUAUUUAAAUAAUCAAUUGAUGAUUCUUUGGAGAAGAUGUAUAAAUAAAUAUAAUAAUAUAUAUUUUCAAUUUAAAAAGAAAAAUCAGAAUUAUAACUAUUUGAAUCAUAAUGAAAUUAUUUUGAAGAUAUAAAAAUAAACAAAAUAGUUAUUUGAAUUGGACUCUUAAGAAUAAUAAUAAUCAAAAAAAUUAACAGAGGAUAAUCAUUUUAUUAAGGUAAUAUAAAGUCAUUUCGAGCUUUUAUUCAAUAGUUCUGAAUACUUUUAGACUGCUGACACAUUUGAGGAUUGUAUAUAUGAAAAUCCAUAAAUUAAAAAUCAAACUAAUGAAAAUAUAGAUAAGUGA